GCUAGAGAGCGCAGAGAGGGGGAGGCGGACAUAUUGGAGAAGACCGAGAAACUGGGGAAACGGGGAACACAGACCGCUCCGGGUACGUGUGUGACCGGGACAGUGCGCCCUCCAUCACCGGGGACCUCCGCUCUGACUUGGCGAGAUGACGGUGUGCUCUAUGUUCGGAUGUAAGAACCGCAUGCACAAGGGAUGCGGCAAGCACUUCUUCAGGUUUCCCAUGAAAGACCCGGAACGUCUCGCCAAGUGGCUUGAAGCCAUCCAGAGAGAUGACUGGAAACCAACCAUUCACAGCAAAGUCUGCAGCGACCACUUCACAGAGGAAGACUACAUGAUACGUCCUGGGGCGGCAACUCCUUACCUACGCAUGGACGCUGUGCCCACUCCGCUCUACCCCAUCCAAAAAAAAGAGAAGACUAAAAAGAGAAAAUAUACCAAGAAGGUGGCAAACGAAACUACAGAAGCUAAGAAAAUUAAAACUGAGAACUCUGACGAAUCUGGUGUGAGCAGCAGCCACGUGGAGGAAAAAGAUACACAGUGUGACCAGCAAGUGGAGGAAAGACAUGGCGAAGAGGGGGGAACACAGAAAGUGGAGGAAGGGGCUCAUGGCGACAAUCGAGCCGAGGAAACACAGGGGGUUCAGAGUGAGGAGAAAAAGAAGGUUGGGGAAUCACAAGUAGAGGAACAGGUGGUGGAACCGCAAAUUGAGAAGCAGGUGGUGGAACCGCAGAUUGAGAGGGGCAAGAUGGAAUCUCAAGUUGAGAAGCAAGCAGUGGAAUCACAUGCUGAGAGGCUGAUGGUAGAAUCACAGAGUGACGAGGGAACAGAAACUGAGAAGACGGCUGUGAGCAGGCAAACACAGGGCAAGCAAAUGGUGGGAGAAGGUCAGAAAGGAAAGCAAGUGGUGGAAACACAGAAUAAGAAGAAUGGGGAGGAAACUCAGGGUGCGAAGCAGCCAGCGGAAGGGCAUGAUGAGAAGAUGAUGGAGGAAGAGCGGAGUGAGAAGGUGAUGGAGGAAGAGCGGAGUAAGAAGGUGAUGGAGGAAGAGCGGAGUAAGAAGGUUAUGGAGGAAGAGCGGAGUGAGAAGGUUAUGGAGGAAGAGCGGAGUGAGAAGGUGAUGGAGGAAGAGCGGAGUGAGAAGGUGAUGGAGGAAGAACGGAGUGAGAAGGUGAUGGAGGAAGAGUGGAGUGAGAAGGUGAUGGAGGAAGAGCGGAGUGAGAAGGGGAUGGAGGAAGAACGGAGUGAGAAGGUGAUGGAGGAAGAGCGGAGUGAGAAGGUGAUGGAGGAAGAACGGAGUGAGAAGGUGAUGGAGGAAGAGCGGAGUGAGAAGGUGAUGGAGGAAGAACGGAGUGAGAAGGUGAUGGAGGAAGAGCGGAGUGAGAAGGUGAUGGAGGAAGAGCGGAGUGAGAAGGUGAUGGAGGAAGAGCAGGAUGAGCAGCAGGCAGGAGAAACUCGGGUUGUAAAUUUGGAGUUACAAAUCCAGGGUGAUCAGAAGGUAAUGGAGGGUGACAGGACAACAACUAAAUCUGCUCCUGGGCAAACAGAGAAUGCGCAGUGCAAGGAGCAGGAGGCAGAACCAGUUAAGACAAUUGAAGUGACCCAGACUAGUUGUAAUGUUGUGUCCCGUCAUCCCUGUGAGAACGCGGCAGAUUACAUUCCCUUUGACCAUGCAUACUUUUCUGUGUCUGGCGACAAGGAGAACGAUGUUCCUGCUCCUGUUGCCGACCCAAAAGUUGUUAAAUUGAGGAGAAAGAUCAAAACCUUACAGAAGCAAGUCCUGCGUCAGGGCGUCAAGAUCAAGAGCCUGAAAAAGACACUGGUCGACUUAAGGAAGAAUAACAUGAUGGAGAGAGAGCCGGAGCAGGUGAUUGCGGAGCACUGCAGUGGCCUCACUCGGGUUCUGUUCACACAGCAGCUGAAAAAUGGCUACCGGCGGCACAGUGUUACCCAGUACUGCAGCCUCAUGAAAGAGUUUGCUUUGAGCCUGUACAACUCCUCCCCAAAGGCCUACAAAUUUUGCAGACUGUUUCUGAGUCUUCCACAUCCUGUAUCAUUAAGAAACUGGAAAGCGGCUGAAGGGAGCCUUGGACCUGUAGUAGAGGAAUCUGCACACGAAGAACAUGCACCAGGGUUAUCUGUGUGUGAGGGGCACUUACUGAUCACCUCUCUGCAGGAAGAAGCUUUGCAGGGACCAUCAAGUCAAACAGGAUAUAUCCCAGAGGCUCCCAUGGAGGUGGGGCAUACCACAGAGGUCUCCAUGGAGGUGGGACAUACCACAGAGGCCUCCAUGGAGGUGGGACAUACCACAGAGGCCUCCAUGGAGGUGGGACAUACCACAGAGGCCUCCGUGGAGGUGGGACAUAUCACAGAGGCCUCCAUGGAGGUGGGGCAUAUCACAGAGGCCUCCGUGGAGGUUGGGCAUAUCACAGAGGCCUCCGUGGAGGUUGGGCAUAUCACAGAGGCCUCCGUGGAGGUGGGGCAUAUCACAGAGGCCUCCAUGGAGGUGGGGCAUAUCACAGAGGCCUCCAUGGAGGUGGGGCAUAUCACAGAGGCCUCCAUGGAGGUGGGGCAUAUCACAGAGGCCUCCGUGGAGGUGGGGCAUUUGCCAGAAACUUCCAUAGAGGAGGGACAUUUAUCCGUGAUUCCUAUCCAAGAAGGACAUUUGUCUGUGAUUCCAGUGCACAGGGGACAUUUGUCUGUGGUUCCAGUGCAGGAGGGACACUUGUCUGUGGUUCCAGUGCAAGAAGGACAUUUGUCUGUGAUUCCAGUGCAGGAGGGACACUUGUCCGUGGUUCCAGUGCAAGAAGGACAUUUGUCUGUGAUUCCAGUGCAGGAGGGACACUUGUCUGUGGUUCCAGUGCAAGAAGGACAUUUGUCUGUGACUCCAGUGCAGCAGGGACACUUGUCUGUGGUUCCAGUGCAAGAAGGACAUUUGUCUGUGGUUCCAGUACAAGAAGGACAAUUUUCUGUGGUUCCAGUGCAAGGACAUUUGUCUGUGAUUCCAGUGCAGCAGGGACACUUGUCUGUGGUUCCAGUGCAAGAAGGACAUUUGUCUGUGGUUCCAGUGCAAGAAGGACAUUUUUCUGUGGUUCCAGUGCAGGAGGGACAUAUGUCUGUGGUUCCAGUGCAGGAGGGACAUAUGUCUGUGGUUCCAAUGCAGGAGUCAUCUGUGCAAGUAGGACUGCAGCAAUAAACACAACAAUGAGCAUGACUCCAUAAAUGAGACUUCUGUACUGACUGUUCUGCAACCAGAGAUUCUGGAAGCAGAAUGUUCUACCAGAACAUUCUAUAAAAGGAAAGUUACUUCAUGAAAAUCAGUUCAGUGUUGUAUUGUGUAUCUAAGUUACUGUCAACAUCAUUGUCGAUGACCCAGCUAGCUUGUAUCGGGACAUCAGAACAGAUGCGCAGAUAAAGACUUAAGUUAAUAAAGACAGAAGUCUUUUUGUUUGGUUCGGUAUCCCUUCAGUUGCCUCAGAAUUUCAGUAUAACAGUAAGGUCUCUGCACCAGUGACAAGUCUCUACGCCAUGUUCACGCAACGGAAUUUCCGAGCGGAAUCCGGCAGAAUAAUUCAGCUCAGAAAACGGAUUGCAGCAGAGUCCCAUUGUUUUAAGUGGGAUUCUGCUGCACUGUGCACAUAACAGAAAUAUCUUCCGUGGAAAUCCUGAUUCCGGCCGCCGCCAAAAGAAUUGAAAUGUUAAUUCUUUUGGCGGAAUCCACUGCUCAGAAACUGGUUCUAGCACCGUCAUUUUCUGCCGGUGCCCGCUAUUUGCGCAAAAAUUCCUCUGCAUGAACAUAGACUUAAAGGGGUACUCUGCCCCUAGACAUCUU
Messenger RNA from Hyla sarda, 3829 nucleotides. RefSeq lists its product as uncharacterized. Lineage: Eukaryota; Metazoa; Chordata; Amphibia; Anura; Hylidae. The transcript has 3 exons. Bases 146 to 3193 code for a protein of 1015 amino acids. The record is from RefSeq and is a predicted model, not a curated record.